Molecule: messenger RNA, 750 nt
Organism: Felis catus (domestic cat)
Lineage: Eukaryota; Metazoa; Chordata; Mammalia; Carnivora; Felidae
Gene: CALM3
Product: calmodulin 3
Exons: 6
Coding region: 151-600 (149 amino acids)
Molecular function (GO): calcium ion binding
Source: RefSeq, a predicted model, not a curated record
AGGACCGUUGGGGCGGGAGGUGGCGGCGGCGGCGCGCGCUGCGGGCAGUGAGUGUGGAGGCGCGGACGCGCGGCGGAGCUCGAGCUGCUGCAGCUGCUGCCGCCGCCGGAGGAACCUUGAUCCCCGCGCUCCGGACACCCCGGCCUCGCCAUGGCUGACCAGCUGACCGAGGAGCAGAUCGCAGAGUUCAAGGAGGCCUUCUCCCUCUUCGACAAGGAUGGAGACGGCACUAUCACCACCAAGGAGUUGGGGACGGUGAUGAGGUCCCUGGGACAGAACCCCACCGAAGCAGAGCUGCAGGACAUGAUCAACGAGGUGGACGCGGAUGGGAACGGGACCAUUGACUUCCCGGAGUUCCUGACCAUGAUGGCCAGAAAGAUGAAGGACACAGACAGCGAGGAGGAGAUCCGAGAGGCUUUCCGCGUCUUCGACAAGGACGGCAACGGCUACAUCAGCGCUGCCGAGCUCCGUCAUGUAAUGACGAACCUGGGCGAGAAGCUGACCGACGAGGAGGUGGACGAGAUGAUCAGAGAGGCCGACAUCGACGGGGACGGUCAGGUCAACUAUGAAGAGUUUGUACAGAUGAUGACGGCCAAGUGAAGGCCCCCCGGGCAGCUGGUGAUGCCCACUCUCGUGAUCUCUCUCUUCUCGCGCGCGCGCUCUCUUCAACACUCCCCCGCGUUCCCCGGUUCUAGCAAACACCAGUCGAUUGACUGAGAAUCUGAUAAAGCAACAAAAGAUUUGUCCCAA